UAGGUCAGGUUUCAAGUGAAUGCAGUCUCCUUCAGCUCGUCCUCCAACUGGUCAAGCCUGCCUCGCCCGUGCGGUUCGAGGAACCUCUGUCCAAAAGUCACUUUAUCUCACCUCUCGACACCCCUCCCAACGAAAACAAUGGCCGUGCCUCCCUCAUAUGUUGAUUUGGGCAAGUCUGCCAAGGACAUCUUCAACAAGGGCUAUGGAUUCGGCCUGGUGAAGCUCGACGUCAAGACAAAGUCAGCCAGUGGAGUGGAAUUCAAAACAUCUGGAUCCUCCAACACUGACACCAGCAAAGUCGUUGGCAGCCUUGAAACCAAGUACAAGAGGGCAGAGUAUGGCUUGACCUUUACUGAGAAGUGGAACACCGACAACACCCUAGGAACCGAAAUUAUCAUUGAAGAUCAGAUCGCCAAGGGACUGAAGUUGACUUUCGACACCACCUUCUCGCCAAACACUGGCAAGAAGAGCGGCAAGGUCAAGACCGCCUACAAGCGCGAAUACGUCAACUUGGGCUGCGACGUGGACUUCGACUUUGCCGGCCCCACCAUCCACGGUGCGGCCGUCGUCGGCUACGAGGGUUGGCUCGCAGGCUACCAGAUGACCUUCGACACCGCCAAGUCCAAGAUGACCCAGAACAACUUUGCCAUUGGCUACAAGACCGGAGACUUCCAGCUGCACACAAAUGUCAAUGACGGUGCAGAGUUUGGCGGCUCCAUCUACCAGAAGGUGAGCGACAAGCUUGAGACUGCUGUCAACCUGGCGUGGACCGCAGGCAGCAACAGCACACGCUUUGGCAUCGCCGCCAAAUACCAGCUGGACAAGGAUGCCUCCGUCAGCGCUAAAGUGAACAACAACAGCCUUGUUGGUGUUGGCUACACCCAGACCCUCAGACCAGGUGUGAAGCUCACCCUGGCCGGCCUGGUUGACGGCAAGAACAUCAACGCCGGAGGCCACAAGCUGGGUCUGGGCUUGGAACUGGAGGCCUAAGCUUCUUCUCCCACACCCAGGAACUCCGGAAUAUCAGAAGAAAUUUGGCCUUACGCAUUUCCCAACCAGCAAAAGUGGGGACAAGAGAUCGGGUUCACAAAGGCUACAACAAAAACUCUUCACUUGAGUGAGCACCACCGUCAUGCUGGUGCUUUUUUGUUGCUUUCUAGUUGUGAGAGUCAGGUGGCAUAUUAUUUAUAUAACUGAAACGUCAUGGUUCCUGUCCAGCACUGCCAUAAAUCCAAUACAAUCCCAAUCGUGCGUAACUGUGCCCGUGUGGCUUUGUCAUCUUACCAGACACUCCGUAUUUGUACGAUGAGUGCUGUCAUCCCCGCUGUGAUUUCUUGUUAAAACACCACCGUCUGAUAUUCCUCAGUUUUAAAGUACACUAGGCUUUCUUCCGUUGCUAUUUAAAUAAAGGUGCAAAGCCUCCUCCCCGCGCACACAACGUCCCGACGGUCAUCAGAAACCAGUCCACUGACCACACCAACAAAAACGCACUUGGGGAGGCUCUGAGUGCUUGAAAGCGAUGCCAAACUUCUGAAAUCAAAUGUUAAAGAGGAGUUAACUGUAAGUCUCCUCCCACUACAAGGAGGACCAUGAAGGUUCUUUUGUCUAUGUUACCUUUUCAAUAAAGUCUCCAUCCUACAACUG
Hippocampus comes (tiger tail seahorse) is the source of this 1644-nucleotide messenger RNA. Its product is annotated as voltage-dependent anion-selective channel protein 2. The record is from RefSeq and is a predicted model, not a curated record. NCBI's taxonomy places the organism in Eukaryota, Metazoa, Chordata, Actinopteri, Syngnathiformes, Syngnathidae. Gene Ontology annotation, biological process: monoatomic anion transmembrane transport. Gene Ontology annotation, cellular component: mitochondrial outer membrane. The transcript has 9 exons. The coding region runs from base 139 to 990 and encodes 283 amino acids. Gene Ontology annotation, molecular function: voltage-gated monoatomic anion channel activity.